Molecule: messenger RNA, 3147 nt
Organism: Hypanus sabinus (Atlantic stingray)
Lineage: Eukaryota; Metazoa; Chordata; Chondrichthyes; Myliobatiformes; Dasyatidae
Product: chymotrypsin-like elastase family member 2A
Exons: 8
Coding region: 16-825 (269 amino acids)
Biological process (GO): proteolysis
Molecular function (GO): serine-type endopeptidase activity
Source: RefSeq, a predicted model, not a curated record
CAACAAAUUGCAAACAUGAUCCGUUGUGCCUUGGCUGCGUUGCUUAUCGCAACAGUCUAUGGUUGUGGUACUCCUGCCUACCAACCCAUCCUCUCCAGGGUAGUGGGUGGUACGGAUGCUCGACCCAACAGCUGGCCAUGGCAAGUCUCCCUCCAGGUGUCUAGAGAAGGUCGCUGGAGUCACAUCUGUGGGGGAUCUCUCAUUGAUUCGAAAUGGGUUAUGACUGCAGCACAUUGCAUAAAUACAAAGUACACCUACAGAGUGGGUCUCGGCAAGCAGGUCCUCUCAGAAGAUGAAGCGGGGUCUGUCUAUGCUCCAGUUGAGAAGAUGUUCCGUCACGAGAAGUUCAGCAUGAUCUUUGCUGCCAAUGGUUAUGAUAUUGGUCUUCUCAAACUUGCUGAACCAGUGGUCCUGACCGACAAAAUUGAAUUGGGAUGUAUCCCUGCCGCUGGCACUAUUCUUCCCAAUAACUACAACUGUUAUAUCACUGGCUGGGGAUUGCUGAAGGCUGGCGGUACUACUGUAUCUAAUGUCUUGCAACAAGCUUACCUGCCUGUCGUGGACUACGCCACUUGUUCCCAGCCCUCCUGGUGGUGGUUUACGGUAAAGAAAUCAAUGGUGUGCGCUGGCGGUGAUGGAGUUAUCUCUGGAUGCAACGGAGAUUCUGGAGGCCCCUUGAACUGCCAGAAUGCUGCAGGUACCUGGGAGGUGCAUGGAAUCGUCAGCUUUGGAUCGUCCCGCUGCAGUGAAAAGAACAAGCCAACUGUCUUCACCCGUGUGUCUGCCUACGAUGAAUGGCUAACUGAGAAAAUGAUGAACAACUAGCGUGAUUUACUCAUAGAUUGAGAAGACUACAAACAUCUGCAAAACAAAAAUAAAUGUACUCAUAAAAGAUUAAAUUGUGGUGAAAAUCUUUAUUUGCACAUAGUACACUAUAUGUAAAUCCAUGAAACUAAUAUAUGUGAGUUCCACAGGAUGGACAUGAAUAUAAAACAUCAUUAAUCCAGCAACUCUGUCCAGUCGCAUAGAGCACCACGCAGUCCUUUCAGCCCAAAUAGUCUGCGCUGAUCUGUUAUUCUGCCUGCUCCCAUCGAACGCACCUGGAUCGUAGACCACCACACACCCCUCCCCAAUCCCUAUUAGCUCGUUCCAUACUCAUAAGACCACAAAAUAUAGGAGCAGAGGUAGGCCAUUUGGCCUGUCGAGUCUGCUCUGCCAUUCAGUCGUGGGCUGAUCCAAUUCUUCCAGUCAUCCUCACUCCCCUGCUUUCACCCCAUACCCUUUGAUGCCCUGGCUAAUCAAGAACCUAUCUAUCUCUGCCUUAAAUACACCCAAUGACUUGGCAUCCACAGCCGCUCGUGGUAACAAAUUCCACGGAUUUACCACCCUCUGACUAAAGUAAUUUCUCUGCUUCUCUGUUCCUAAAUGGACAUCCUUCAAUCCUGAAGUCAUGCCCUCUUGUCCAUGUUGUCUCCUAACAUGGGAAAUAACUUUGACAUAUCAAAUCUGUUCAGGCCUUUUAACAUUCAGAAAGCCUCUAUGAGAUUCCCCCUCAUUCUCCUGAACUCCAGGGAAUACAGCCCACGAGCUGCCAGACAUUCCUUAGAUGGUAACCCUUUCAUUCCUGGAAUCAUUCUUGGGAAUCUUCUCUGAACUUUCUCCAAUGUCUAAGAUCAGGAACCCAAAAUUGCAUACAGUUGUCCAAGUGUGGUCUCACGAGUGCCUUAAAACCACCCUCUGAGUGAAGGAGUUCCCCGACGGGUUCCCCUUAAGCAUUUCACCUUUCACCUUUAACCCAUGACCUCUAUUUCCAGUCUAAACCAACCUCAGUCUGUUUGCAUUUACCCUAACUAUUCCCCUCAUAAUUUGUAUACCUCUGUAAAAUCUUCCCUCGUUAUCCUAUGCCAGAAACAACCUAAACCAACUCAUGCCUUCCAGAUCCUUUCUCCAAUUUAGAGUAUCAACUUGAGAAUCAAUCCCACUCUUCUCCACCAUAUAUCUGCACAAAUCUGCACCAAAAAUAAAAUACAAUAUUGGCCAUGAAAAGUCCUUGGCAAAUAGGAUUACAGAGAAUCCCAAGGAAUUCUAUGCAUAUAUCGAGCAAGAGGAUAACUAGAGAGAGGUUAGGACCACUUAUGAAUAAAGACGCUUGGAUGUAGAGAAUGUGGGUGGGAUCCAUAAGGAGUACUUUACAUCAGUGUUUACCAAGGAGAAGGAUGUGGAGGACAGAGAGAACAGAACGACGCAUAAUAAUAUGCUAGGGUACUUUGAGGUAAAGAAGGAAAUAGAAGGAAAAAGAAGGAUAUACCCCAGGUUAUUGAGGAAAGCAAGAGAAGAGAUUGCUUGGGCCCUGACCUAUUAUCUUUGCAUACUAUUUAACCAGAAGCAAGGUCCUGGAGGACUGGUGAGUAGCUGAUGUUCCAUUAUUCAAUAAAGUUCAAAGUAAAUUUAUUUUCAAAUGUCACCAGAAACAAUCCUAAGAUUCAAUCCCCCUGGGUAUCCUUAAUAAAUCCAUAAUGGAAUUUAAACCAUAACAGAAUUGGUGAAAAACCACAGCAACUGACUGUUCAACCAGGGGCAAAAGACAAUAGACUGUGCAAAUACAUAAAGAAAGAAAGAAUAAUACCAAAUAAAUAAGCAAUAAAUAUUGAGAACAUGAGAUAAAGAGUCCGUGAAAGUGAGUCUAUAGGUUGUGGGAACUUCUGUGAUGGGGUGAGUGAAAUUCAGUGAAGUCAUCCCCUUCGGUUCAAGUGCCUGAUGGUUGAUGGGUAGUAACUGUUCCUGAAUCUGGUGGUCUGAGGCUUCUGUACCUUCUUCCUGAUGGCAGCUGUGAGACAAGAGCAAGACCUGGGUGGUGGGGGUUCCUGAUGAUGGAUGCUGCUUCCCAUUGACAAUGAUACAUGUAGUUAUGCUCAAUGACUGGAAGGGGUUUAUUCAUGAAGGAUUGACCCAGAACCGGUCCUCCGAAAUGAUACCACCGAGGUAUGUAAAAUAACUGUCUAUCUCAAUCCCUAAUCUUUUGAAAAGGAUUGGCUCAAGGACCUCCACUUUCCUCCUCAUGAAGUCAAUAAUUAGCUCUUUGACUUGAUGACAUUGAGUAAAGAGGUUGUUGUUCUGGCACCACUCAGCCAGUUUCUCAAUCUCCCU